GCAAGUUAUCUACCUACUUACUUACUGACUGGAAGUGUUAUCUGCUGCACCGGUCCAAAGUCCGUCUGUCAAACAUGUUUUGCCGAAAUAUUCUUCGCUUUAACUCUCUAAUAAAACCCGUAACUAGGGGUUCAGCGUGUGCUUCAAGGUUAUAUUCUUCAAGACCGGAAGUCGGUGAAAGCCCAGCUCUCACAGACUUUGGGACUAGGAAGAUUUUCUCCGAGGAACAUGACAUCUUCCGGCAGACUGUGAGGCGUUUCUUUCAAGAGGAAGUGGCCCCUAACCAUUCAAAAUGGGAGGAAGACGGACAAGUCAGCAGAGAGGUGUGGCAGAAGGCUGGUGAAAUGGGGAUUCUGGGAGUGAACACGAAGGAGGAACAUGGUGGACUGGGUGGGGACGUCUUGUCUACAGCCAUCACCUGGGAAGAACAAGCCUAUGUGAACUGCACAGGUCCAGGUUUUGCCCUACAUUCAGACAUCAUUAUGCCGUACAUCAGUCACUUUGGUACACAAGAACAAAUCGAGAAGUAUAUUCCAGCCAUGACAGCGGGAACAUGUAUCGGGGCCAUUGCCAUGACAGAGCCAGGGGCUGGCAGCGAUCUGCAGGGAAUUCGUACCAAUGCCAAACAAGAUGGAGAUGACUGGAUACUGAACGGCAGUAAGGUGUUCAUCACCAACGGCAUUAUGAGUGACCUCGUCAUUGUGGUCGCUAUAACCAACCCACAGGCCAAGUCAGCAGCCCACGGCAUCAGCCUUUUCCUGGUCGACAGCGGAACCAAGGGAUUCAACAAGGGAAGGAAACUGAAGAAAAUUGGCUUCAAGGCUCAGGACACCGCAGAGCUAUUCUUUGAAGAUGUCCGUCUACCAAAGUCAGCCUUGCUAGGAGAACCAAACAAGGGAUUCUAUUACCUUAUGCAAGAACUACCUCAAGAACGCCUUAUCAUUGCCGCAGUUGCACAGGCUUCCUGUGAAUGGAUGUUUGAGGAAACACGAGAGUAUGUAAAAAAUCGCAAGGCCUUUGGGAAAACCAUUUCAAAUCUGCAGACAAUCCAGCAUAAGCUAGCAGAGCUGAAGACGGAGAUUUGUGUGACUCGUGCGUUUGUGGACCGAUGUCUCGAGACUCACAAUGCAAAGGGGCUUGACUCUGAAGCUGCAUCCAUGGCCAAAUACUGGUGCUCGGAGGUACAGAACAAAGUGGCGUCAGAAUGCCUCCAGAUGCACGGGGGCUGGGGUUACAUGUGGGAGUAUCCCAUUGCACGUGCGUUCGUUGACUCCCGGCUUCAGAUGAUCUAUGGAGGCAGCAACGAGAUAAUGAAGGAGCUCAUUGCUAGAAAUAUCGUGAAGAAAUAGACAUUAGUGUUCACUUACGUCAUUUGUUUAAAGUCUAUAAUUAUAUACUGGAACUUAAUAUAUAAAAGACAUAUCCUUUCUGAAAUUUGUUCAGUUUUCAAUUGUUGUUGGGAGAAAUUGUAUGAAAAUGCAUGCGGAUAGAUGGCCCUGAGAUCAAUUUUCAAAUCUGAUUUGCCUACUAAGGACAUACAAUGCUUGAAAUAGUAUAGUUUAUUUACACAAUUUUCUGAACUAUCAAACAAAUGCAUGUUUACAACUGAUAAUUGCUCACUUUUGACUUUUUUGUCUUAAUUUGAUCGGAAAUGUACCAGAUUAUUUGAAGUAUUAAAUUAAAACAUUUGGUAUUCAGUAAACAUUAAUAAGAAGUAAGCAGGUGGCAUUUUUUACAUGCAUAAUUAUAUAAACACAAUAUUUUUUGUGCUUAAUUGUUCUGUGAUAUUUUGAAAUAAACAAGAAUUUGAUCUUC
This is a messenger RNA of Mya arenaria, 1815 nucleotides long. Its product is annotated as long-chain specific acyl-CoA dehydrogenase, mitochondrial-like. Gene Ontology annotation, molecular function: flavin adenine dinucleotide binding; long-chain fatty acyl-CoA dehydrogenase activity. NCBI's taxonomy places the organism in Eukaryota, Metazoa, Mollusca, Bivalvia, Myida, Myidae. Gene Ontology annotation, cellular component: mitochondrion. Bases 75 to 1349 code for a protein of 424 amino acids. The transcript is spliced from 10 exons. The record is from RefSeq and is a predicted model, not a curated record. Gene Ontology annotation, biological process: fatty acid beta-oxidation using acyl-CoA dehydrogenase; long-chain fatty acid catabolic process; carnitine metabolic process, CoA-linked.